GAUAUUCUGAAGUUCAGCGUCACACCUGUCAGUUGUUCUGAGCGUCGCGUUCAUCAAAAAAGAAGAUAAAACAGAAAUCUCAUCAACCCAUUGAAAGAGACAAAUCAGAUAUAUAGUUGUCAAUACCAGAGACUGCAGAGAUCCAUACACAUCUAGUUGCCAAUACCACAAAUCCCAUCAACACGUUGAAAGAGACAAACCGCAUUCAUAUAUAUAGUUGUCAAUACCAGAGGCUGCAGAGAUAUGCUUCCUAACAACACUGGAGAUCCAUACAUUUCUGAAGAUCUGGUUGACAACACAGGAAUUGCUUUAAGUGAAAUGAAUUGUCCAAAUGAAAAUGACCUUUAGAUUGCUGUCAUUUCAUUUUCCCAACCAAUGAGCAACGAUUUCCUAAUUUAGAGGGGUGUAUUAAUUUUACCGUACAUAAAAGACCAAGCUUAAGAGCUGAAUAUGUCUUCUUUAUAUUCAACUAGUGCAAAUGAAAAAGAUUAUGGGUGUAACGAGUCUGUAGAUUCUGUCUGUGUAACAGAAAGUUUACAGAAGUGUACUAUGAUACAGGGAAACAGUCAACCUAAUGAUCACAAAAAUGAUUUAGAGCAAAAUAUCAACACACAUAGUGAUGAACUUUAUCAAUGUGAUGUCUGUGGAAAGGUUUUCAAAUGGACAAGGAAGUUAGAAAUACACAUGAGGACACAUACUGUUGAUAAACCUUAUCAAUGUAAUGUUUGUGGAAAUACAUUCAGUCGAAAAUUAUUCCUACAGAAACACACGAGAACACACACUGGUGAUAAACCUUGUGAAUGUGAAGUCUGUGGGAAGGCAUUUUAUCAGAAAGGAACAUUAAAGAGACACAUGAAGACACAUACUGGUGAUAAACCUUAUAAAUGUGAUGUCUGUGAGAAGACAUUCAGAGAGACAGGAACAUUACAGACACACAUGAGAAUUCAUACUGGUGAUAAACCUUAUGAAUGUGAUGUCUGUGGAAAGGCAUUCAGUCGGACAGGAAACUUGCAGACACACAUGAGAACACAUACUGGUGAUAAACCUUAUAAAUGUGAUGUCUGUGGGAAGGCAUUCGGUCAGACAGGAAUCUUGGAGAAACACAUGAGAACACAUACUGGUGAUAAACCUUAUGAAUGUGAAGUCUGUGGGAAGGCAUUCAGUCAGACAGGAAAUUUGCAUACACACAUGAAGACACAUACUGGCGAUAAACCUUAUAAAUGUGAAGCCUGUGGGAAGGCAUUCAGUCGGAGAGAAAUCUUACAGAAACACAUGAGAACACAUACUGGUGAUAAGCCUAAUGAAUGUGAAGUCUGUGGGAAGUCAUUCAGUCAGACAGGAAACUUGCAGACACACAUGAAAACACAUACUGGUGAUAAACCUUAUAAAUGUGAUGUCUGUGGAAAGACAUUCAAUCAAUCCGGACACUUACAGAUACACUUAAAGAUACAUACAGGUGAUAAACCUUAUAAAUGUGAUGCCUGUGGGAAGGCAUUCUGUCGGAGAGGAAUCUUACAGAAACACAUGAGAACACAUACUGGUGAUAAACCUUAUAAAUGUGAAGUCUGCGGGAAGGCAUUCAGUCGGACAGGAAUCUUACAGAAACACAUGAAGACACAUACUGGUGAUAAACCUAAUCAAUGUGUUGUAUAUAGGAAGGCAUUCAGUCAGAUGGGAGACUUGCAGACACACAUGAAGACACAUACUGGUGAUAAACCCUAUAAAUGUGAUGCCUAUGGGAAGGCAUUCAGUCGGAAAGGAAUCUUACAGAAACACAUGAGAACACAUACUGGUGAUAAGCCUUAUGAAUGUGUUGUAUAUGGGAAGGCAUUCAGUCAGAUGGGAGACUUGCAGAUACACAUUAGAACACAUACUGGUGAUAAACCUUUUGAAUGUGAAGUCUGUGGGAAAGUAUUUAAUAAAAAAGGAACAUUACAGAGACACAUGAAGACACAUACUGGUGAUAAACCUUAUCAAUGCGAUGUCUGUGAGAAGACAUUCAGAGAGACAGGAACAUUACAGACACACAUGAGAAUACAUACUGGUGAAAAACCUUAUGAAUGUGAUGUCUGUGGAAAGGCUUUCAGUCGGACAGGAAACUUGCAGAUACACGUGAGAACACAUACUGGUGAUAAACCUUAUAAAUGUGAUGUCUGUGGGAAGGCAUUCGGUCAGACAGGAAUCUUACAGAAACACCUGAGAACACAUACUGGUGAUAAACCUUAUGAAUGUGAAGUCUGUGGGAAGGCAUUCAGUCAGACAGGAAACUUGCAUACACACAUGAAGACACAUACUGGUGAUAAAGCUUAUAAAUGUGAUGUCUGUGGGAAGGCAUUCAGUCGGAGAGAAAUCUUACAGAAACACAUGAGAACACAUACUGGUGAUAAACCUUUUGAAUGUGAAGUCUGUGGGAAAGCAUUCAGUCAUACAGGAAGCUUGCAGACACACAUGAGGACACAUACUGGUGAUAAACCUUAUAAAUGUGAUGUCUGUGGAAAGGCAUUCAGUCGGACAGGAAUCUUACAGAGACACAGGAAAACACACACUGGUGAUAAACCUUAUCAAUAUGUUGUAUAUAGGAAGGCAUUCAGUCAGAUGGGAGACCUGCAGAUACACUUUAGAACACGUACUGGUGAUAAACCUUUUCAAUGUGAAGUCUGUGGGAAGGCAUAUCAUGAGAAAGGCCCCUUACAGAAACAUAUGAGGACACACACUGGUGAUAAACCUCAUAAAUGUGAAGUAUGUGGAAAGACAUUCAGUUAUUCAGCAAACUUGCAGAUACACAUGAGAACACACACCGGUGAUAAACCUUAUAAAUGUGAAGUCUGUGGGAAGGCAUUCAGUCAGACAGGAAGUUGGCAGACACAUAUGAAGACACAUACUGGUGAUAAACCUUAUGAAUGUGGUGUUUGUGGGAAGGCAUUUUAUGAGAAAGGCCCCUUACAGAGACACAUGAUAGAACAUAAGCUGAAUAUGUCUUCUUUACAUUCAACUAGUGCAAAUGAAAAAGAUUAUGGGUGUAACGAGUCUGUAGAUUCUGUCUGUGUAACAGAAAGUUUACAGAAGUGUACUAUGAUACAGGGAAACAGUCAACCUAAUGAUCACAAAAAUGAUUUAGAGAAAAAUAUCAACAAACAUUGUGAUGAACUUUAUCAAUGUGAUGUCUGUGGAAAGGUUUUCAAAUGGACAAAGAAGUUAAAAAUACACAUGAGGACACAUACUGGUAAUAAACCUUAUCAAUGUAAUGUUUGUGGAAAUACAUUCAGUCGAAAAUUAUUCCUACAGAAACACAUGAGUACACACUCUGGUGAUAAACCUUGUGAAUGCGAAGUCUGUGGGAAGGCAUUUUAUGAGAAAGGAACAUUACAGAGACACAUGAAGACACAUACUGGUGAUACACCUUAUAAAUGCCAUGUCUGUGAGAAGACAUUCAGAGAGACAGGAACAUUACAGACACACAUGAAAAUACACACUGGUGAAAAACCUUAUGAAUGUGAUGUCUGUGGAAAGACUUUCAGUCGGACAGGAAACUUGCAGACACACAUGAGAACACAUACUGGUGAUAAACCUUAUAAAUGUGAUGUCUGUGGGAAGGCAUUCAGUUGGACAGGAAUUUUACAGAAACACAUGAGAACCCAUACUGGUGAUAAACCUUAUGAAUGUGAAGUCUGUGGGAAGGCAUUCAGUCAGACAGGAAACUUGCAGACACACAUGAGAACACAUACUGGUGAUAAACCUUAUAAAUGUGAUGCCUGUGGGAAGGCAUUCAGUCAGAGAGGAAUGUUACAGGAACACAUGAGAACACAUACUGGUGAUAAACCUUAUGAAUGUGAAGUCUGUGGGAAGGCAUUCAGUCAGACAGGAAACUUGCAGACACACAUGAAGACACAUACUGGUGACAAACCUUAUAAAUGUGAAGUCUGUGGGAAGGCAUUUCAUGGGAAAGGAACAUUAAAGAGACACAUGAAGAUACACACUGGUGAUAACCCUUAUCAAUAUGUUGUAUAUGGGAAGGCAUUCAGUCAGAUGGGAGACCUGCAGAUACACAUUAGAACACAUACUGGUGAUAAACCUUUUGAAUGUGAUGUCUGUGGGAAGACAUAUCAUAAGAAAGACCCCUUACAGAAACAUAUGAGGACACACCUUGGUGACAAACCUCAUAAAUGUGAAGUAUGUGGAAAGACAUUCAGUUAUUCAGCAAACUUGCAGAUACACAUGAGAACACACACUGGUGAUAAACCUUAUAAAUGUGAAAUGUGUGGGAAAGCAUUUAAUCAGACGGGUAGCUGGCAGACACACAUGAAGACACAUACUGGUGAUAAACCUUAUGAAUGUGGUGUUUGUGGGAAGGCAUUUUGUGGGAAAGGUCCCUUACAGAGACACAUGAUAAUACAUAAUUGAAAUAAAUGUGGUUUUGGAAAGGCAUUCACUCAGAAAGGAAAUUUACAAAUAUAAAAUAUGCUGUAGUUCCUCAUUGACAAUAGAUUCAUUGUCUUCGGUGCUGAGGUCUUCCAACAAUCCGUUGGAAUUCCAUAUGAUAGUGUUUUAUAUGUUUAAAACAUUUAUUUAACAUAUUCUUUAGUGUUGUUAAUACUAAAUUAAAACUGAAUGGUUAUUUAGAAGGAGUACCACUACUGUAGGUAACCCUUUACCAAAAUUGUAAAUUGCACGAUCCCAGGAGUAAGGGUUGGGUUUCAGGGUGGUGUCAAAAGCAUAAGUAAUUGUAAUGAUGAUUGGAAGGUCUUAUUUCAGUCUGCUGAUCUUGUAUAAAAUCUAAAUGCACAUUUAAGAAUAGCAAAAUUCGAUACAUGUACAAAACUGGUGAAUUUCACAACCUAGGGUUCUGACUCUUAUGAUAGGUCCAGAUUAGUCAUAUCUUUUAAUGUCAAUAUACAUAUUUAUGUAAAGCCUUUAAUCAGUGUAUAAACCUUUGAGGACAUUAAAGUUUUAAGGACACAUCUUAUUUGAUGCUGUUGCUGAGCAUAAGAAUUUAGCUUAGAUAUUCAGAACAGGAAUUCUUUCUAGAUUUCAUAACCCUUGGGAGUAGUUAUACUUUUCACUAGUACUCUGGUGACUGAUAAGGCCUAUUGGACUCUUGUAUAUAUUAACAAUAAUCAAUUUCAUUCAUAUGUUGAUUUAAUAUAUCCUUAUACUCGAAAUAAAAGAUACCACUAAAUCAUCUACA
Messenger RNA from Ostrea edulis (European flat oyster), 5185 nucleotides. Its product is annotated as zinc finger protein 208-like. Gene Ontology annotation, molecular function: DNA-binding transcription factor activity; RNA polymerase II cis-regulatory region sequence-specific DNA binding. Bases 451 to 4401 code for a protein of 1316 amino acids. The record is from RefSeq and is a predicted model, not a curated record. Lineage: Eukaryota; Metazoa; Mollusca; Bivalvia; Ostreida; Ostreidae. Gene Ontology annotation, biological process: regulation of transcription by RNA polymerase II. The transcript has 3 exons.